AUCAACACCGAUUCAUCGUCAUCUUCAACUCGGGUUUGAAAGAAGAAGCAAGAACAUUAAUGGGUUGUGCUGGAUCGACACAGUCUCAAGCAGAUGGGUCAGUGAAGAAAAUUAGGAAGCCGAAACCGUGGAAGCAUACCCAACCGAUUACGAAAGCUGAGCUUAUGAAACUUAGAGAAGAGUUUUGGGACACUGCUCCUCACUAUGGCGGUAGAAAAGAGAUAUGGGACGCACUUCGUGCAGCUGCAGAAUCUGAUAUAUCUCUUGCACAAGCAAUUGUGGACAGUGCAGGAGUCAUUGUUCAGAACACAGAUCUCACAGUCUGCUAUGACGAGAGAGGUGCUAAGUAUGAGCUACCGAAGUAUGUUCUUAGCGAGCCUACCAACUUGGAGGAAGAAAAUUGAUUUAAGAUCAAGAAUAUUCGAAAAGACAAAAAAAGAAAAGAACCAAAUGUAAAUCUUGUGUGUAAGUAGUUACAUUAGGAUUCUCUGCUUUUGUCUAUUUUAACACUUAUUAAAAAAGAUUGAUUCCC
Molecule: messenger RNA, 532 nt
Organism: Arabidopsis arenosa
Lineage: Eukaryota; Viridiplantae; Streptophyta; Magnoliopsida; Brassicales; Brassicaceae
Source: the annotation of a GenBank genome assembly